Molecule: messenger RNA, 3437 nt
Organism: Cynara cardunculus var. scolymus (artichoke)
Lineage: Eukaryota; Viridiplantae; Streptophyta; Magnoliopsida; Asterales; Asteraceae
Product: protein argonaute 2-like
Exons: 3
Coding region: 49-3069 (1006 amino acids)
Biological process (GO): regulatory ncRNA-mediated post-transcriptional gene silencing
Cellular component (GO): cytoplasm
Molecular function (GO): protein binding; RNA binding
Source: RefSeq, a predicted model, not a curated record
AACCAUCCAAACAAAACAUCAGUUUUUUAGUCAAUCAAUUUGGAAUUCAUGGAGCAGAGCAGGACCAAUUAUAAUCGUGGAGGAAAUGGCGCAGGCUACACCCGUGGCCGUGGCGGCCGGAACACUGGAGGACGAGGUUAUAGUUCCGGUGGCGUACAAGCUGGUGGUAGAGGAGGCGAAGGUGGGCGUGGAACUGAUGGUGGUUACUAUCCCCGUGGUCGUGGUGGACGAAACAGAGAUUACCAACAGCGUUAUAGUAAUCAACAGCAGGAGCAGUAUGGAGACGCUAGAGAUCAUAGAGUCUCCGUUGGUGGUGGUAGUCAGCAGAUCUCUCGGACUCCUACACACCCAAGGCCGAAUGCGGAUCAUUUUGGUGGGAAUCAAGAAGCAAGGGUGUGGAGUCGUAUUGUAUCUGGUUCUAGUCAACCAAUUAAGUCUCCUCCGUCUCAGAUCGACCUUUCUGUUUCAGAUCUUCAGAUUCAGGAAGUUCCGGUAUCAUCUUCAAAGGAUAUUGUAGAACAUUCAAAGGAUGAUGCAGAAAAUGGCUAUGUACCAAUUAAGCGUCCUGACCGAGGUACACUUGCAGUGAGGUCGGUGAGUCUUCUUGUUAACCAUUUUCCGGUCAAGUAUGAUUCAUCGAACAGCAUCUUACGCUACGAUGUAGAUGUUAAGCUAGAGGCCUCCUCUUCUAGUCGAUCUGUGAAAAAAUCAAUACCCAAAUCGGACCUCCGAUUGAUUCAGGAAAAAUUAUGUUCCGAUUACCCUGAUCGGUUCCCGUUACUAAAAACCGCCUACGAUGGUGAAAAGAACAUAUUUAGUGCAGUCUUGUUGCAUGCCGGAACCUAUAAUGUGCAAUUAUUUGGUAAAUCUUAUAUAUGCACCAUCAAGUAUGGAAGCGAGUUAAGGCUCUCAAAGCUUCAAGAAUUCUUGAAUCGAAAUGCUUUCCAGAUCCCUCGUGAUGUGCUGCAGGCACUGGAUGUAGUAAUGAAGGCGAAUCUUUUCCGGGAAAAGGUUUCAGUCGGCCGAGGGAUGUACCCUCGAGUUCAUCGAAGGGAUGAUGACCUUCGAUGUGGUGUUGCUGCCAUUAGAGGCAUUCAGCAGAGCUUAAAGGUCACUUCUAAUGGGUUGAUAAUGUGUACCGAUUACUCUGUCAUACCUUUUCGCAAGAGGAUGCCCGUUAUCGAAUUCCUGAAGGAGCAUAUUCGGGAGAUUCAAGUGGUUAACGACAUCGGAAGGUUUAGGAACAAAGUUAUGAGUGCAUUGGAAGGAUUGAGGGUGAGUGUGACUCAUCGUCGCACCAACCAGAAGUACAUUGUUUCUGGGUUGACUGAAAAGCUCACAAACGAGCUCUCUUUUGAACUAGAAGAUCUCGAAGGGAAGAAAGAACCAGAAAUCGUUAUGCUAACGGAUUAUUUCCAAGAGAAGUGGGAGAAAGUAAUAGUUCAUAAGACUAUUCCUUGUUUGAAAUUGGGAAAUGGCAAAAAGCCAAAUUAUGUUCCGAUGGAAUUCUGUGUCUUGGCUGAGGAUAGAAGGUUUCCGAAGGAGCAACUGGGUCGGGAGGCUGCCCGACAACUAAAAGAUUUGUGCCUUCUUCCUCCAGAUUUCCGGCGGAAUGAGAUAUGCAGCAUGAUGCGUGAAGAGUAUGGGCCUGGCAGUCAUGGUGGCGAGGUGAUUCAGAAUUUUGAAUUCGGGGUUGGUAUGGACAUGACAGCAGUCGAUGGUCGUGUGAUGCCACCGCCUAUACUGAAGCUUGGUGGUCCACGUGGUACAACAAACACGACAGUUGACAGACUGAAAUGUCACUGGAAUCUUCUCCAGGGGAAACGUUUCGUUGAUGGGAUACCACUGGAGAGGUGGGCAAUGAUCGAUUUCAGUUCUGCUGAUCGUUGGAAUAGGCUGAAUGUCAACCCGUUCAUUGGGAAAUUGGUGAACCGAUGCGGAAGUUUAGGGGUUCACAUGAAAGAUCCGCUUGUUGUUCAUCAAACCACCAUGAGGGAGUUCUUGGAUGUUGAUAGACUCCAUCGUCUUUUUUCACAAGUCGUGGAGGACUGUCGUCGAAAAGACAGUGGACGGCUGGAAAUGAUUGUUUGUGUGAUGGCUUGCAAAGACGAUGGAUACAAGCAUCUCAAAUGGGUUACUGAGACGAAGAUUGGGGUGAUUACUCAAUGUUGCUUGUCGGUUCAUGCCAAUAAAGCGAGCGAUCAGUUUCUUGCCAACUUAGGUAUGAAGAUCAACGCGAAGCUAGGUGGCAGCAAUGUGGAACUCAUUGAGAGAUUCCCACGAUUUACUGGUGGAGAUCAUUGUAUGUUCAUUGGGGCGGAUGUAAACCACCCGGCUUCAUCAAAUACGCUAUCUCCAUCUGUUGCAGCCGUUGUUGGGUCGGUCAACUGGCCUGCUGCAACUCGUUAUGCUGCUCGUGUUUCCCCACAAAGCCACCGCAAAGAGGAGAUUGUCGACUUCGGGAAGAUGUGUUUGGAUCUGGUGAAUACAUAUGCGCGGCAGAACGGAGUGAAACCAAACAAGAUUGUAGUUUUUCGUGACGGUGUGAGUGACGGGCAAUUCGAUAUGGUUCUCAACAAAGAGAUGGUUGAUAUGAAGAAAGCCAUUUAUGAUGAACACUACCGCCCGUGUGUCACCUUUGUUGUGGCCCAGAAACGGCACACAACUCGUCUGUUUCUAAGCCCAGAUGGGAGGGAGUCGGGUAAUGUGCCGCCGGGAACGGUGGUGGACACCACCAUAAUCCAUCCAUCUGAGUUUGAUUUCUAUCUUUGCAGCCAUUUUGGAGGGAUUGGAACAAGUAAACCCACUCACUACUCUGUGAUUUGGGAUGAGAACGGGUUCUCAUCUGAUGAGAUGCAGAAGCUGAUAUACCAUCUUUGUUACAUCUUUGCACGUUGCACGAAACCCGUGUCGUUGGUCCCACCGGUUUACUAUGCGGAUCUUGUUGCGUACAGGGGUCGGAUGUUUCAAGAAGUGGCGAUGGAACUAGAGUCUGGUGGGUCUUCUUCAUUCGAUCAGUUCUUCUACAAUCUUGAGGAUCACCUCAAGGAUUCCAUGUUCUUUGUUUGAAGGAGGAAGGAAGGAAGGCGAGUGGAGAUGGUGUCGAAGUGCCACUACGCAGGUCAAACAUCCUUUCCUAAACGAAUCUAGUAAAGGAGUUUGUGCGUGAAUCUAACGCAUUUCGUGCUUUUUCAGUGUCGUUUUUUUUAGUAUGUGUGCUUUUCAGUGCUGUUUUUUGACAGUCAAGUCUGUGUGUUCAAUAAACCUGUAUGUGUGCUGUUUUUUGACAGUCAAGUUUGUGUGUUCAAUAAACCUGUAUGUGUGCUUUUCAGUGCUGUUUUUUGACAGUCAAGUCUGUGUGUUCAAUAAACCUACCUACAGUUCUGUAAUGGUAUCAAGUAUUGUGUUGAAAUGUUGGUGUUUGAUUAUUGCAAUCU